UAUACAAAUUUCGAAUAAUGUUUAGAGAAAGUUAAAAUUAAAUUAAUUGAAUAGAAAAUAAAUAAGAAAUAUAUCAGUCGUAUACGUUACAGUGCAGAAAGUAUCAUUUAUUCGCAAGAAUCAGUUAAGAAUAUUUCAUUCGCUAAAAUAUAAAUAAUCAUAGUAUAUCGAUAAUUAAAAUAACAAAUCGAAAAUGUAUUUAGAAACAGUAGAAAUAAAAAAAAGACAAAACAUGUUAUUAUGUAACUGUGUACACACGUUAUGACGAUGACGACAAAUAUUUAACUGUAUCUUUAUUUCUUGUUUAAUUCUUAUUAUCGGCGCAGAUAAAAAAUAUCGUGCACGUUUGGGAAGUAGGACAUUUAACUUCUUCAUUAGUAUCAGCCGCAAUGACAGGUUCGUCUUUGACUCAUUCUCCUCAUCAUGUCACGGUAUUGAUUAUGUUGGAUUUAUCGCAACCGGAGAUUUUAUGGACCACUUUCGAAGAAGCUUUCUCGGUAGUUCGAAAUGCAAUGAAAAUGAGUUAUGACGAUAAAAUAAUUCAGGAACUCAAACAACAGCGUAUUAAAGAACGAAAAAAAGCAGUGGAAAGAGAAGUCGAUCCAUUUCCGAUGAAACUUUGCCUUAUUGGUGGAAAAUAUGAUCAAUUUAAGGAUUUAAGUUUGGAUAAAAUAGAAUUAGUUGGGAAAAUAUUAAGAGCUACAGCUCACGUUUUAGGCGCAGGACUCUAUUAUCAUUCUGCAAAAGAUAAAUCUUUAUUACGAAGAACUAAAGACUUGUUAUCUCACUAUGGAUUUGGUAUUCAAUUUUCCGAUACCAAGUGCACAGAUUUUGAGAAGCCAUUAGCGAUAUCUGCCGGUGCAGACUCCCUCUCGUCGAUCGAUUUGCAAUUUCCUCAAACCAGACCUUCGGCUAUCUUAGAUACCAUCAAACAGAUUUACGUUACUCGUAUACCGCAAGAGUCAAGAAGCAACGAAAUUAUUCUGGAGGAUCCAAGUAACGACCCCAACUUUAAUGAACCGAUCAUCGACAGAUUACGAGCUCAGAGAGAAGAGGAAAUCAAUAUUCUACUUCACGAUAUGUUGGAAGGACGAAUACCUCAAAUUCCUAUUCCGGAUCCAUCAUAGAAUUAGAUAGAUGUGUGUCGUCAUAUGGAUUUAUCACAAGUACAUGUAAAAAAGGGGAAGAAAUCUUUCGAGCGAAAGAAAUCCCCCUAACGCAUGUUUGUCACGUACUUGAUCUUAUUGAGAUUGAAAGAAAUCU
Molecule: messenger RNA, 1263 nt
Organism: Bombus impatiens (common eastern bumble bee)
Lineage: Eukaryota; Metazoa; Arthropoda; Insecta; Hymenoptera; Apidae
Product: cytoplasmic dynein 2 light intermediate chain 1
Exons: 4
Coding region: 390-1127 (245 amino acids)
Biological process (GO): intraciliary transport involved in cilium assembly; intraciliary retrograde transport
Cellular component (GO): ciliary basal body; cytoplasmic dynein complex; axoneme
Molecular function (GO): dynein heavy chain binding
Source: RefSeq, a predicted model, not a curated record